Clavispora lusitaniae ATCC 42720 is the source of this 1896-nucleotide messenger RNA. Its product is annotated as serine/threonine protein kinase. Gene Ontology annotation, biological process: protein phosphorylation. Gene Ontology annotation, molecular function: ATP binding; protein serine/threonine kinase activity. NCBI's taxonomy places the organism in Eukaryota, Fungi, Ascomycota, Pichiomycetes, Serinales, Metschnikowiaceae. The record is from RefSeq and is a predicted model, not a curated record. Gene Ontology annotation, cellular component: cytoplasm; nucleus.
AUGCUCAAAUUCAAGAACAAAUUCAAGUUUGGGUCAGCGGAAAAAGAGCCCGCACAGGCGCCGUCGCCAGCGUCUUCGCAAGAGCUCAAGCCAACUCAACUGGGCACUUCCUCGCUGAUCCCUGAUAUGCUGAAGCUCGAUCUUCUGGACUCGGAGAGCCGGAAGUCAGACCAGAUAGAGAGGUCGCUGCUGCGCUCCUUCUUACCGUCCAACCCAGGUGUGCUCAUUGUCAAAAUGUAUCGCUCGCAGAAAGUUGGACUCCCCAUCAGUAUCAACAACGACAAGCAGAUUUUACAGGCCUUAGCCCAGAACACCAACGAUGCGACCGUGGCACAACGCUUGUCUCAGCGUUUGUCGGACUUGGCUCACUCGGAAGCUGAAGACGCAUCUGCCGGUGGACGGGCGCCAGAAACGCUUCCUGGUUCCUCUGCUGCAUUGUAUCUUCCACUGAAUAUCGACAUUCCCGGAAGUAAUGGUGAACGCGUGGUGAAACCUCUUCUUUUCAUGACAGUGGAGUUUGACAACAACAUGAUCAUGGUUGAAUCCCGCAAGGGAACUGUAGACUCGUGUCAGUGGGACCGUGUAAUGACGUUUGAUGUUACCAAAAUGCUGGCCCACUCCCAAACCAGCUCCAAUUUCUUGAAUGUCAAUUUGUAUCUCCGUUUGCCCAACAGAUUAGUGCCUGCGCACGAGCGCCAAGACCACCCAGAUAAAUUCACAACUACCAAUACCAACAGCUUUGGCGACUUACAAGUGGGUCUGAUCAAGUUACCGUUGAAUUUGCGCUGCCACCUGAAGGCCAUCCGUUUAAUUGAUCAUGAGUAUCUCCAAUUCAAGACCAGUUUUGAUGCAACAGACUCCAUUGGUGAGAUAUCGUUGAGCAUUGAUUUUAAGCCACAGUUGAAAACUCACUUGUCUAUUGAAGACUUUGAUCUUCUUAAAGUGAUUGGCAAGGGCUCAUUCGGCAAGGUCAUGCAGGUGAUGAAGAAAGACACCAAGCAAAUCUACGCUUUGAAAUCCUUGCGCAAACACCAUAUUGUAUCUCGCAUGGAAGUUACGCAUACAAUGGCGGAGCGCACAGUGCUUGCACGUAUCAACAAUCCGUUUGUGGUGCCUUUGAAGUUUUCCUUCCAGUCUCCAGAAAAAUUGUACCUUGUUUUAGCAUUCAUCAACGGUGGGGAGUUAUUUUACCACUUGCAGAAAUCGGGCAAGUUUUCCAUGGACCGCUCGCGUUUCUAUACUGCAGAAUUGCUUGCGGCACUUGACAGUUUGCACGAACUUAAUGUCAUCUACAGAGACUUAAAGCCCGAGAACAUUUUGAUUGAUUAUCAGGGCCAUAUUGCCUUGUGUGAUUUUGGCUUGUGCAAGCUCAACAUGACCAACGAGGAUAAAACAAAUACUUUCUGUGGAACUCCGGAAUAUUUGGCACCGGAGUUGCUCUUGAACCAAGGGUAUACAAGAAGUGUCGAUUGGUGGACUUUGGGUACCUUGUUGUACGAAAUGUUAACUGGGUUGCCGCCUUUCUUCGAUUCUGAUGUUCCUACUAUGUACAAGAAGAUUUUACAGAACCCGCUCAAGUUUCCUCCUUUCUUGGAAGGCACUGAUGCCCAGGACUUGUUAAUAAAGUUGUUACAGAAAGACCCAGCUAAGCGUUUGGAUGAUGCACAACAAAUUAAGAACCACGCUUUUUUCAAGGACAUCGACUGGAAAAAAUUGUUGGACAAAGGCUAUCAGCCUCCAUUCAAGCCCACUGUCAAUGGCUUCUUGGAUACGUCCAAUUUCGAUCAAGAUUUUACAAACGAGCGUCCACAAGAUUCUGUUGUUGAUGACUUUUUAAGUGAAUCUGUGCAGAAACAGUUUGGUGGCUGGACCUACAAUGGUGAAACCGUGCUUUAG